AGGAGUUGGCUCUCCCUAGCGCCUUACAUCUGGGGCAUUUGAGCGGAAUGCCGUUCCGCAGUCCCAAGCACAUCUCCAACCCCGGAUUUCAGAACAGCAUCGCCAUGGAAUUUCCCCGCACUUUUCGACGAUCUGCGGACCAAUCCUCGACCCUUGGUUAUAAAAUAGGAUUAAGCUCGCCUCCGUCAUUUUUCAUUUAUCAUCUCGCCUAGGGUCUUCGUCGAAUAAACGUGUGCGCCUUCUUGGCAAAUAACAUCCCCCCAAGGGCGGAAGACCGGCAAGAAAAUGCGGAAUUUCAAUGCUCACGCACUCUGAGUUUUGCGGGGAGAGCUGAACAUACUGGGUUACUUGCAGCUCAACGUGUAUAAAAAUGACCCGAUUACCUUACAAAAUGUAACUGUAACCCUACCAUCACACCACCUCCCCAGGAGACAAACAACUACAUCUGUAAGCCAUGUCUACAGACCUCGAAAAAGUAGAUGAUUGCACAAUAGAAGACAUCAAAUUCCCCUCGGAGACACCAGACAGAUCCGACCGUGAUGCCGAGAAACGACUUCUCCGCAAGUGUGACCUCCACGUUGUCCCUAUCCUCACUCUCCUCUUCAUGUUCGCUUUCCUGGACCGUAUCAACAUCGGUAAUGCACGGCUGAUGGGUCUGGAAGAUGACCUGGGCAUGAGCGGGCAUCAGUAUAAUAUCGCGCUGUUUGUGUUCUUCAUUCCGUAUAUUCUGUUUGAGGUGCCAAGUAAUAUGAUUCUGAAGAAGGUGAAGCCAUCAUGGUGGUUGAGUGGGAUCAUGUUUGCCUGGGGUUCGUUAAUUUCAUUGACUUUGCAUUCCUCCCUAGUCUUAAAUGGAUUGAGGGCUCUACCUGAACGUUUCAAUGCUGAUUUUCGGUUUAAAGGUACCAUCACUAUCUGUCAGGGCGUCACGGCCAGCUUUACUGGCUUAGUAGUCUGUCGGGUCCUGAUAGGACUCUUCGAGUCUGGCUUCAUGCCUGGCGCGGUUUACCUAAUAAACAUGUACUAUCGCCGUCACGAACUCCAAUGGCGACUCAACCUUUUCUUCAGCGCCAGCAUUAUCGCCGGUGCGGUCAGUGGUCUCCUCGCCUACGCCAUCAACAACAUGUCCGGAGUAGCCGGGUACGAAGGCUGGCGCUGGAUCUUCAUCAUCGAAGGCCUAGCCACAGUAGUGAUAGCAGCGAUAUCCAAAUUCCUCAUCGUGGACUGGCCUGAGUCGGCUAAAUUCCUGAAUGAUGAUGAGCGAGCCUUACUUCUCGCCCGUCUGAAAGAAGACCAGGGCGAAGCGCGAAUGAACCGACUCGAUAAGAAGUCGAUGCGGCGAACAUUCUCGGAUCCGAAGAUUUACCUUGGUCCGAUAAUGUACUUUGGCAUCGUAAAUACAGGCUACGCCGUCUCCUUCUUCACCCCCACAAUCCUCCAUCAACUCGGCUGGACGGCAGUCCGCGCCCAAGUCAUGAGCAUCCCAGUGUACGUCGUAGCAACCAUCACCACGCUCUCCGCUGCCCUCCUCAGUGACCUCCUCCGCCACCGCUACCUCUUCACUCUCGCCGGCUGCCUGAUAGCAACCAUGGGCUACGUAAUCCUGCUGGCGCAAUCCACCGUCCCCGUCGGCGCGCGCUACUUCGCCAUCUUCGCCGUCACUAGCGGCGGGUAUCUGACGCAGCCGAUUCUCAUGGGCUGGCUAAGCAACAACAUGGCGGGCCAUUACAAACAAAGCAUCGCGUCGGCCAUGCAGAUUGGGUUCGGAAAUUGCGGCGGGCUGGUCGCCAGUAAUAUCUUCUUUGAGGAGGAGGCGCCGGGGUAUCGCACGGGGUAUGGGGUUAGUUUGGGCAUGACGUGGAUUUGCGGGAUUGCUUGUGUACUGUUUCUGGGAUAUUUGAUCAGGGAAAACCGGGUGAGGGGGAGGGGUGGGAGGGAUUAUCGGUAUCAGUUGCCCAGGGAGGAGUUGGAGAAUUUGGGGGAUGAUUAUCCUGCGUUUACGUUUACUUAUUGA
Molecule: messenger RNA, 2011 nt
Organism: Aspergillus caelatus
Lineage: Eukaryota; Fungi; Ascomycota; Eurotiomycetes; Eurotiales; Aspergillaceae
Product: major facilitator superfamily domain-containing protein
Exons: 4
Coding region: 455-2011 (518 amino acids)
Biological process (GO): transmembrane transport
Cellular component (GO): membrane
Molecular function (GO): transmembrane transporter activity
Source: RefSeq, a predicted model, not a curated record